CCCCUCUAUAGCUAGGGAAACUUCUGGGUGAAUUAGUGUCGAAAACCAAUUGACCAACUGUCACCAGCACAGAUCUUCGAGAAGCCAUGGCGAAGUCAAUCGACCGCAUCACGCUGUUCAAAGUUGCAGAGGAGGACAUUGAUGAGGUGCUAGCACAGUACAAAGGGCUCAAAGAAAAAGCUCUUAAGGACGACCAGCCCUACAUACUCCGUGCUUACGCCCAACGGACCUAUCCUGAAGCACGCAACCAGGGGUUCUCCAUCUGUGCACACACAUCCUUUGCCUCGCUGGAAGACUUCGAAUACUAUGACAAGGAGUGUGCAGUACAUAAAGCAUUGAAGGCGGUCGUUGGACCAAAGCAGUCGGGCAUGAUGAUGAUGUACAUGGAUGCAACACCAGAGAGCCGCGGAUCGUAGCGUGCGUAGUAUUGCACCUCAAUAUGCACAUUGGUAUCCAGGAGGUCUGUGUAGGAUGGGCUUUUGAUACACCCGCCCUGAGAAUUUGUGAAUUGAGAUACAGUCUCGCUCAGAACGCUCCUUUAGCCUCGAAAUAACCUCUGAUUUUAUCGGCCUGCCCAAGUGGAAUAACAAAGACUGGAUGGACCGGCUUAAGCAGAUCCUUCUCGUCCCAGCACCAUUGCUCGUCAGUUGCCGGGCAGGUUUCCAGUACGCCAUUGCUAUUCGAAUCUUGAAUGGUCCAGCUGAAAGCUGCUGACAACGGAGCGUUGGCGAAUGGAUUAAGUUCAGAUGGCCUAUAGACGUACUGAAACUGAGCAGCGCAUAGACCAGCUAGGUUGUAGCAGGUAUGAUAUGCAUCCGGA
Pseudovirgaria hyperparasitica is the source of this 820-nucleotide messenger RNA. RefSeq lists its product as uncharacterized. The coding region runs from base 87 to 416 and encodes 109 amino acids. The record is from RefSeq and is a predicted model, not a curated record. Lineage: Eukaryota; Fungi; Ascomycota; Dothideomycetes; Acrospermales; Acrospermaceae. The transcript is spliced from 2 exons.